Molecule: messenger RNA, 5865 nt
Organism: Thunnus maccoyii (southern bluefin tuna)
Lineage: Eukaryota; Metazoa; Chordata; Actinopteri; Scombriformes; Scombridae
Product: ephrin-A5b-like
Exons: 5
Coding region: 840-1529 (229 amino acids)
Biological process (GO): ephrin receptor signaling pathway; regulation of actin cytoskeleton organization; regulation of cell-cell adhesion
Cellular component (GO): external side of plasma membrane; plasma membrane
Molecular function (GO): ephrin receptor binding
Source: RefSeq, a predicted model, not a curated record
UCCGGGAGAGCAUGGCCGCAGGAGCCAGAGCGCUGACUUGUAUUGGUUCAUCCAGAUUGAUAACACAGCUUCUCGCGCUCUCUCGGUUGUGUGGCGGAGCCGCUCGUCAGGGGACAUUUAACCCGGAGAUUGUGCGUUUGCGCGAGGCUGAGUGCUUCGAUUUUCUGCGUGCAUUGCUGGAGCUGCUUGGAAAUCUGCGUGUUCAGUCGGAGCUGAAGCCGCUGGUUUGAGUCUUCUUCCUCUUCUUCUUUUUGGCUUCUUGGUGAUUCAAACCGAACAGGAGGAGAGACCCCGAGCUGAGAGGACAGCGGAGAUAAAGCGACUCUACAAAGACUGUAUCUCUACUCUCUUGAUCUCUGCUUUGAGGAACAUUUAGUCUCUGAUUUUUAUUUUUUCCUCUGCGUACGCAACGUUGCCAUCUCUCUGGGAAAUUCAGUGCGAGUUGGAGAAACUGUUCGCUGCGCUGCGCGGAGUUGAGUCGUGGCUCAGGCGUACAUAUUGUGGAUUUUCACUGUCCGUUACUACUUGAAGUAGAUCUGGUUCUCAUUCAAGCGAGUGAAGAGUGAGCUUUCGGCGCAGAUUAAACGAUCUGACUUAAAACGCGGACUGAACAGAAACCUCUCGUUUAAAGAAAGAAAGAAAGUCCAGCUUUAAUUUUGUUAGAAACACCGAAGAGAGAGCUGCAUCUGUGAGGAGAUAAAAAAAAAAAAAAGAGUGGACUCUCAGAGUUCCUCAUCCCUUCUCAUCACAAGAUUUCACCAACACAUCCAUCUGAAUCUUUAAACUCGAACCAGGAGGGACUGUAAUCAAUUUGGCCUCAUCGGAGUUCCAGAGCAAAUAUGCCGCAGGUGGAAAUGAUCAUCUUCCUCAUCCUCAUCAUUGGGAUGUGUGUGUACGGCCAGGACCCGGCUUCCAAGGUGGUGUCCGACCGCUACGCCGUCUACUGGAACCGGACCAACCCCAAGUUUUACCGGGGUGAUUACCACAUUGACGUCUGCAUAAACGACUACCUUGACGUCUACUGUCCACAUUACAUUGGUCCGGUCUCUGAUGAGCGGGCUGAGCGCUACAUCCUCUACAUGGUGAACUAUGACGGCUACAGCUCUUGUGACCACACCGCCAAGGGCUUCAAACGCUGGGAGUGCAACAGGCCUCUGUCACCGAACGGACCACUGAAAUUCUCUGAGAAGUUCCAGCUCUUCACUCCCUUCUCCUUAGGCUUCGAGUUCCGCCCUGGCAGAGAGUAUUAUUAUAUCUCAUCCAUCACUGAUGACAAAGGAAGAAGGAGCUGCCUUCGACUCAAAGUCUUCGUCAGGCCUCAGAACAAUUGUGUGAAAAACUCUGGGAGCUCACAGGAAGGGGUUGAGUUUGACGAGAACAGUCACAACUCCCUAGAACCCAGAGACGACAUCAGUCACGAGUCGCCCGAGCCGUCACGAAGGGAUGUGAACUCUGCUGGUCGGCGCCAGACUUCAGUCCUCCUGCUCAGCUUCGCUCUCAUACUCCUGGCUGCCAUCUUGUCUUUAUAGCGCCCAAUCUGAAGAAUCCCCCAGGAAUGGACUGUCCUGAUUGGACCACAGGCCGCCCUACCCUGCAACCCCUCCCCUCAAGGAGCACUUUUUAAAAAAAAAAAAGAAAAACACUGACAAUUUCUCUUGGCGAAAAGAGAGAGGAAGGGACUUUGACACUGAAGCCUUCGUUGAUUUUUGUGACUUUCGAAAACUAGUGUGAUUCUUGACUUUGCGGCCGGUGCUGAUGGUCGAGGCGCCCUGAGGUGAAAGAGGCGGAGUCUCUUACCUGUUUGCCUCGCUACUGUUCACAGUAUGCAGAUGUUAAACAUUUAUUUGCGUUAAAGACAAGCACACAUACAUGCUUUUAAACAUAUACAAACACAAGACACAAACAACACAAUCAGCACACUCUUUAGCUUGAAAGGCAAAGAAGCACAGCAGGAUCCCUCAAAGUUUACAGACUUUGAACAUUUUUUUGUGUUCAGGAACAUCACGUAAUCCCCGACAUGUAACAUGAUUAAAUCUCACGUCAAAGUAGAAGAGGUUUCAAAGAAGAUCUGGGAGUGACACAUCACACAUAAAAAAUAAAAAAAAACAGGAUGUUGUUGCUAGGAGACUGAUGCCAAGGGUAUGAGGGUAAGGGGCGAGACUUUGAUGACUUAACCUUUCUCUCAGGUUAAAAAGGAUGCAUGGUCUCAGACUGUGGAGGACCCUCGUUGAGAAUAAAAUAAGUAAAUUUAAAGAAGCACUCAUCUUUUAGUAUCGGGAUAGGGACGAUUUAAUGAUCGAUUAAUGUUUUUGUUUUUUAAUAAAUCACGUAAUUCAAUUGUAGCAGCCAACACGGGUGUACAGUAAAAUAUUUGAACGGAGCGUAGAAGUGGAUAUGGUAUUUUGCCAGGCAAAAUGUAUUUUCCUAUUUAUUGUGAAGUCCUCGUGUUUUUUUCUGUUCUGGUUUAGUCUGUAAGUACGGUAGAAAGGCAAUAAAAAAACACCCACACUUACCCAUCCAGUUAGCUCAUAUUACACACAGUUCAUUUGAUACAAUCAUACGAAAACACUGAGUACAGUUUAUGUAUCUGUCUGUCGCUGAAUUAAGUGAAUGGUUUUUAAUUGUUUUUAACAAAGUCCAGGAAGAAAAAAAAGUCUGAUGUGCUAUCAGGGUGUAGAAAUCAUAGAAUAUUUGUGUUUCAAAUUUGUUAUUAACGAAUGUCACAAAUGUAGUUUUACUAUUACACUAUUGCUUUUGUGAAUCACUGUCAUAACACAACUAUUGUAUAUAGAGGCAAAUUUCCUACAAAAGUUCAGGGAUGUGUCCAUGCCUAAUUUUAGUCUCUUUUUUAAUCAGGGGGUGUUACUCCUCCCCUGAAAAAGCAGCACAAGUUUUCUGUGGCUAAAGAUGUUUCAGUGAGACAGUGACCGAGUUACAGAGCAGGUGGUAGUAGUGUGUGUAUGUAGGGCAAGCGGGGGUUUGUGUGUGAUUCAGUUGCCCUCUUUGAUGCCGUGUAAAGUGGCGUCUGUACAGAAAAUACACCGGGGGCACCCUCCUACCAGUUAUUUCUGGAAUGAAAAAUCGACCACCGGGAGAGAUGGAAUAAACAGAACGAGGUGUCUUGUUCUCUUGGGGCAAACUGAAACUCUACCACUGGUGGACCUGAGAGGGAAAAGAGAAGGAGAGUGAGAUGUGAGGAUUUGUAGUGCUCCUGCUGAGAUCAAUAGUCGUGUUCUUCUCCAUUUUUUUUUGUUGCAAAGCAGGAACAUGUGGUAAACAUAUCCUUUCCACCCAUCACUCUCAGCAGCACAGAUACUUUCACGUUCACUCACUGCCAAAUGAAACCACAGCUGAAAAUGAACACCUGUAGUACCUGCUCAUUGGUCCAGUAUAAUAGAGUAUUAGGGCCACACUUGGGGGAAGAAAAAAAAAAAACAGAGAUUGAGAUUCAAGUUGUUAUUUUGAGGAAAAAAGUAAAUGCCAUGAGAAUAAAGUCAUCAUUUUGAAAAGAGUCAUAGUAGGAAAAAACUGUAACUGUACAUGUUUUGAAAAAAGAAAAAGCCAGGAUGUUGUGGGAGUAAAAUCAUAAUUUUACAAGAGGCAGUAUGUAAUGGGAAAAAAGUUACAAUAAUGAGAAAGUCAUAAUAUUAGUGUACAAGAAAAAAAUCAAAAAUAUAAUGACAAUAAAGUUCUAAUUUAACAGUAUGAGAAAAAAUUUAAUAAUUUUAUAAAUCAAAGUUUUCUCAAAAUAUUACAACGUUUCUCUUGAAUUCUCAGAUAUACAUACUAGUCAAAACACACAUCAUGGACACACUUUCAUUCAAGGGAAUGGAAGGUGUGUCCAACCUUUGACUUGUACUCUGUAUAUAUAUAUAUUUUCCCUUUAACUCUGUCCCUAGUACUCCGUCAUAGUACAGAGACUGCCCGUGUCAGAGAGGACCAUUUUUCAUACAUGACCCCCUUAAAGGAUCAAUCUAGUGAUUCAGUAUUGCACUUUCAUAAAGUUGGGGGAGUCACAAGAGACAGAUUUAAAAAAAGAAUGGUCAUUAUUGAAGCAGUAGAGGCUGAGAUAUCCUGACUAUAUGAAGUACAGGUUUAACCUUCGAAAACCCUGGAUCCUACAAUUCCCAUAAUGCAACUCAAUAAUGUCUUUUAAAGGACCGUAUCAGCCUGGUAAAUGCCCAUAUCUUUCAAACUCCCCCCUUCCAGUUUGUUACACAGACUUUUUGUUAUGAAGUUGUAGUCUUCAGUAACUCUGACAAUAUCAUCAGACUUUAGAAAGCUGCCUGCAGAGCCGCAGAAGACUUUAUAAAACUGUUCUCACAGGCUGAGUAGUUCUCUCUGUGGCGAAUAAACACAAGUUCAUGUGUAAAAUCUGUGCAAUGCCCCUUUAAAUAGUAAUUCAUGCUGUUAAUAUACAAAUAAUUUCUUCAAAUGACAGAAUUCUUGACUGAUACUUAUGUCAUUCAAAGGGAAUGAAUUAGUAGCAUUAUUAAUCCCUCGGUAUUCCUUCUAUGGAUUUUUCCUUAUGUCGCAUUAAUGAAUUCCUUUGAAUCACUAAAUUUGUAUAACAUAAUCUCAGAUUACUUCAUUUGCUCCCCUCCCUUCUCUAUUGUGGACAGCAGGUUAUCACCAUGUUGUGUUUCACAGACAAAAUCCUAAGAACAUUCAUGUAUCUCAGUGCGAAAUCAAACAAAUUACGACUCUGAGGGAGGGACUUAUCAAAAACCUUUUCCUCCUGACACCAACUGUACAGUACCAGCCUCUGUACAUUUGAGUUCAGUCCACUGUCACUGAAAUCAUCACCUCCAGCCACGCCACAAUGAGAAAAACCAAUCAGUUAGUUUUGUGGAUACUGUGUAUCCAACAAUUAGUCUGUUGUAACAUACAGUGUUAGAUACUUUCUCUUUUUUUCACACCUCUUUUGAAGGGCGAUUAGCAAGAAAAAAAAAGUCAACAUUUGAUAUAAAAAAAAUGCUUUAUUUCAUUUUAUAUGUCUUUUAUAUGAAACAGAAAAAAACAGGAUCAACAUUGCACCCUCUAUCUGUAAAUCUGUGCAGACGUGGCACAUAUCUAACAUGCAGUGUGGUCGGGUUACAAUCAUGAAUCAAAGGGCCUGAAGGAAGAACAGAUGGAUUUUUAAAGACAACGCUCUUGCUCAUUGUAUUGUUGCAUCCAAAGUGUCUUUAAGGUGCAGGAUGUUCUUGUAUUCGGUUUGUUUCAGUUAGCGGUCCUUCGCUAAUCUUCACCUCCAGCUGUUUCCGUGCCGAGCUGCGGUGAAGAUCGCCGUGACGACGGCGUCGCAGGAUUCAGGAGACGCGAUUGACUUUUAUCGGUGUUGAAGCUCGAUGUGUUUGUUUGUUGCAGCGGACAAAAGUCUGUUUUCCAUGUCGAAUUCUGAUGUUCUCAUGUCUUUUGAACAAACUGCUACGAGGAGGGCAGGUUCUAAGGAGUCUUCUUCUUCUUCUUCACCUGAUUUUGGUACCAUGUAGCCUGAAGCUAACACCACUGUGUCCCUGGUUUGCAGUGUCUGUUCUCCAUCCUUUGUAUCUUAAAAAAAAAAAAGAAAAAGAAAAAAAGGAUGUGUGCUUUUGUCAGUGCAUCUAGCAUUGGGAAGGUUUUUGUUACUUUAGCCACAACUGUGUUUUUUUCCCAAACUAGACAUGGAUGUGCCACAAAACUGCACAUUUCUUUUAACAUUGUAGUAACUGUACCUUGUGCCUAUAUGAGCCCCAUCCUCUCCUGUACUCAUCUAAACUAUUCUAAUGUCUGUUUUCCUGCUCAAUCCCUCACUAGAUUUUUCUACAAAAAGGCCAUUUGUUUGUAAAUACACGUGUUGGAGCAGCUAUGACUAACUAAAACAAA